AUGAAUCCUCAAACCUCCCGUCGCCCGAUCCAGAAACUAUCAACAGCAGUUGCUAAAUGCGCUGCAGAGGCGACGGCAUACGGGAAAUGCAUCGUGGCAGAUUAUAACGACGUGACCAAGGACAAGUGUGCUCGGGAAUUUUUGAGAUUGAAAGAUUGCUAUCUGGUACAUCUUCCAUUUCUCUCUCUAUAUUUUCUCCCCCCUCUCACGCCCAGAGACUAA
Molecule: messenger RNA, 222 nt
Organism: Trichoderma asperellum CBS 433.97
Lineage: Eukaryota; Fungi; Ascomycota; Sordariomycetes; Hypocreales; Hypocreaceae
Biological process (GO): mitochondrial respiratory chain complex I assembly
Cellular component (GO): mitochondrion
Source: RefSeq, a predicted model, not a curated record